AUGGCACCCACCAUCCUCUUCGUCCCGGGUUUCUGGGAGGGGCCCAGAGUCUUCACUCCCGUAUGCGAUCUCCUGCAGGCUGAUGGUUUCAAGACGGAAAUUUGCACAUUACCCAGCACGGGCAGCACCUCGCCCGGAAACCCGGCUAUGACCGAUGAUAUAGCCGCCGUGCGCGACCAUCUGACGAGCAUCGUGCACCGCGGAGAAGAGGUCAUUCUCGUAUUGCAUUCGGCCGGUGGGUUUUUAGGCAGCGCUGCCAUGGAAGGCCUGAGCAAGUCGGCUGUCGGACAAGGGGGAGUCGUUAAGAUUGUCUUCUUGGCUGCGGCGGUUUUCCCGGAAGGUCAUGAACACGAGGAUUUGCCAUUUGCUGUUGUUGAGGGAGGUGCGAUGUACUGCGUCAAUCCUGAGGUGCUGCUUCUCAACGACAUUACUGAGCCAGAGAAGACAAAGUGGCUGGCUAUGCUUGCCCCUCAGCCGGCUGAUGAUUGGAAUGGCAGGGUGCCCUACGCUGGGUGGAGGGAUGUGCCCAGCGUGUACCUUGUCUGUGAGGGUGAUAAUGCUCUUCCAGCGGACCUCCAAGAGCAACUAGCUAAUCUGGCGGGGAGCCAGAUCGAGCGGUGCAGUGCUGGCCACAUGCCUCAGCUCAGUCAGCCAUCGCGGGUGGCAGAGGUUAUACGUGCAGCAGCAGCAAUCAUUUGA
Aspergillus luchuensis is the source of this 699-nucleotide messenger RNA. RefSeq names its product alpha/beta hydrolase. NCBI's taxonomy places the organism in Eukaryota, Fungi, Ascomycota, Eurotiomycetes, Eurotiales, Aspergillaceae. The transcript is spliced from 2 exons. The coding region runs from base 1 to 699 and encodes 232 amino acids. The record is from RefSeq and is a predicted model, not a curated record.